Molecule: messenger RNA, 2673 nt
Organism: Penicillium odoratum
Lineage: Eukaryota; Fungi; Ascomycota; Eurotiomycetes; Eurotiales; Aspergillaceae
Product: putative protein kinase Scy1
Exons: 2
Coding region: 1-2673 (890 amino acids)
Biological process (GO): protein phosphorylation
Molecular function (GO): ATP binding; protein kinase activity
Source: RefSeq, a predicted model, not a curated record
AUGUUUACUUCAGCGUUGAAGUCGUUCAACUCCAACAUCUCCGCCAAUUAUCAGAUUGCGCCUCACCCCACAGUCUACUCGGGCCCCUGGAAAAUUCACGAUGCCAAAAAGAAGUCCACAGGGACGGCCGCCUCGGUAUUCAUCUUUGAUCGCAAGUCCCUCGAGCCGCGAUCUGGGGGGUUUGGGUCCCGUUCAGGGGGCUCCUCCAAAAAGCUACAAGAAGAUGUUAUCGAGAGGCUCAAGCGCGAGGCCGGCAAUCUUGCCCGUCUGCGACACCCGUCCAUACUCCAAGUGCUAGAACCCGUGGAAGAAACUCGUGGUGGAGGUCUCAUGUUUGCAACGGAGCCUCUCAUCGCAUCGCUUUCGGGGCUGCUACUCGAGAAGGGCGAACAGGAGAGUGCGCUCGGCGCCGGUUCACGCUCUAGCCGCUAUGUGGUGGAAGAGGCCGAUGGGAGUCGGAGACGACGAGAUUUAGAGAUUGAUGAGCUGGAGAUUCAAAAGGGAUUACUGCAGGUUGCAAAGGGUCUGGAGUUCCUCCAUGAAUCUGCAGGUCUGGUUCAUGGCAACCUGAACCCAGAUGCUAUCUUCAUCAAUGCCAAAUCAGACUGGAAAAUCUCCGGUCUGGGCUUCGCAGGACCACCAGAUUCCUCAGAGACAAAAUCAUCUCUCCCUCUUUUGGCCGUCUCGGAGGUUCUCUACCAAGAUCCAAGGCUUCCCGCUUCGGUGCAGCUGAACAUGGACUUCACGUCUCCGGAUUUUGCCCUGGACUCCAAUGUGUCAUCAUCCGCCGAUCUGUUCUCGCUGGGUCUAAUCAUCAUUGCUUUGUAUAAUUCACCCCAUGUCUCACCGAUCCAGGCACAUGCCAAUUUGUCAACCUACAAGAAGCUUUUGGGCUCCUCAUCAACCACCCCAUCACAAGGCAACAAUUUCCUUUGUUCAAAUGCUAUUCCUCCGGGUGUCCUAUCCCAUGUCUUGCCCAGAUUGAUCACUCGAAGACCCGCCCAGCGCAUGAACGCAAGAGAGUUUCAGCAGUCUCCAUAUUUCGAUAAUGUUCUGGUAUCCACGAUUCGGUUCCUGGAAUCGCUACCGACGAAAAAUGCGAGCGAGAAGUCACAAUUCUUGCGUGGGCUUCAACGAGUCCUGCCUGAUUUUCCUGUUUCGGUUUUGGAAAGAAAGGUGCUGGGGGUAUUGUUGGAUGAGAUGAAGGAUCGCGACCUCCUUCCCCUUAUUCUACACAACGUCUUCGGAAUACUUCAACGGAUUCCCAAUGGACGCCGCGUCUUUCCUGAAAAGAUUAUUCCUUGCUUAAAGGAAGUGUUUGGGACAAUUCCAGCAAAGACAGCACAAGAACGCGAUUCCAAGAAAGAUGCAGGUCUGAUGGUUGUGUUGGACAACAUGAAACUCGUCGCAGAGAACUGCUCGGGCCUGGAGUUCAAAGAAGAUAUUUUGCCUUUGAUCCGGCUGGGGCUUGACUCACCUACCCAUUCCGUGGUAGAUGCUUCUAUCAAAAGUCUACCUGUUUUUCUUCCCGUUCUUGACUUCAGUACCGUGAAGAAUGAGGUCUUUCCUCCAAUUGCCAGUACAUUCAGUCGUACCAGUAGCCUUGCCAUCAAGGUUCGCGCUUUGGAGGCAUUCGCCGUGCUCUGCGGAGGAUCUGUCGGUAACUCUAGUCUUGAAGACGAUCUUUCUGGAGCAGUGCAAGCGAACAAAACUGUCAAAUCAUCCAUUCUGGACAAAUACACCAUCCAAGAGAAACUUGUCCCAUCUCUCAAGGCAAUCAAGACAAAAGAACCCUCGGUGAUGGUAGCAGCAUUGAAAGUAUUUCGUGAAGUUGGCAAGAUUGCAGACACCGACUUCCUUGCUGUCGAGAUCCUUCCUGUUCUUUGGAGCUUUAGUCUUGGCCCUCUUCUUAACCUUCAACAGUUUAAUGAAUUCAUGGCUUUGAUCAAAUCGCUGUCUACCAAGAUUGAGAAAGAACAGACGAGGAAGCUACAAGAACUCUCGUCAAGUGGUGGAUCAACUGGAUUCCAGAACGGAACCAGCGGUUUCUCCCAGUCAGCGACGGAUCUCUCUUCAUCAGACACUGAUAAUUCAAGGAAUAACUUUGAGCGUCUUGUGCUUGGAAAGAGCACGACUGCUUCGGUCAGCAAUGAAAUAGAUAUGUGGGGUGGCAGUGAACCCGCAUCCGCCUCCAAACAGACCUCGUCGCCUGUGUUUUCGUGGUCAACGAAUAAUGGAUCAGCACUGAAGCCAGCGAGCCCAUCAAGUCAGCUUGGCUUCCGCUCCAUCACCCCAGACCAAAACCUCAGUUCUUUCCCAUCUCUCGCGCCCGCAAGACAACCAUCACCUGCAGCGGCGGCUUUCCCCACCAUGCAACCUAUGCAGCCCAUGCAACCAUCAUCACCAACUUGGGGCACUCGAGCUCACGGAGGAAAUCCAAAUUCAUCAUUGGCUUCGCUUGCCGGUAUGACUGCUAGUACACCAAUACCUCAACAGGCGCCCAAUUACUCGGCCUUUUCGAUCCCGCCUCCACCAGGGAUGAACUCAAAUAAUACCAUAAAAUCUCCGUUGGGCAUAAAUACAACUCCGGCAGCGUUCUCGCAGCCCCAGACUCAGUAUCAACCGCCACCAGCACAGAAGCAAGGGUUGGAUAAAUAUGAAAGCUUGAUAUGA